Ogataea haglerorum is the source of this 489-nucleotide messenger RNA. RefSeq lists its product as uncharacterized. The record is from RefSeq and is a predicted model, not a curated record. NCBI's taxonomy places the organism in Eukaryota, Fungi, Ascomycota, Pichiomycetes, Pichiales, Pichiaceae. Bases 1 to 489 code for a protein of 162 amino acids. The transcript is spliced from 2 exons.
AUGGAGCAGCAGUUGUUAGGCUGCUACAGCCGUCAUGCCAAGACGCUAUUAUUUCACAUCUUGCAUUUGCUGGGAUCGCCUAAAAAGAUUUUGAUCCCCUCUAAAAAAAGUAAUCACCUAAACAUCACUAUUAGGACUAAAGAAUAUACCAUGGGAUUUGGAGCGCAGUCGCUUAACUCGGUCCACAUUCAGGCUAAUAGAUCUCAAACCUCGUCUCAUUACGAUGUUGCCAUUGGAAAUGCCUUGGAUACAGGUUUGGUCAUAUGGGUCUCCUACUCGUUGCUGGGUUGGCUGUUUAUGCCGCCAUGUGCUCAAAAGAACAUGACCAGAUUCAUUCCUCUUCCGGAAGGGUAUGUCAAGAAGUAUUGUGAAGAGUCCCUUGGCUUUGCCGUUGAUGCCUCAUACUUGGUGUUUCCCAACCAGAUAGCGGCGGGCUCACUGUUAUUGCGGCACCAGGUGAUUGCCGUACGCGUCAAUGCUUGUGUCUAG